Mollisia scopiformis is the source of this 384-nucleotide messenger RNA. RefSeq lists its product as uncharacterized. The coding region runs from base 1 to 384 and encodes 127 amino acids. Lineage: Eukaryota; Fungi; Ascomycota; Leotiomycetes; Helotiales; Mollisiaceae. The transcript has 2 exons. The record is from RefSeq and is a predicted model, not a curated record.
AUGAAUAACAUCGCAAAGAAGUGCCACAAGAAGAAUCCUCUCCAAUUUGCCUUCUGCCAACGAUGCGGAGUAUGGAGCUGCGAGGAUUGCGAAGUCUUUCCAAAGCCUAAAAUUAAAAGGCCAGAGACGGAAAGGAUAAGAAUUCAGAGGCCGAUGUCUGAGUACCGAACAUCGAAAAGAGAGGAGAAACCAAGGCUUCAAGGGCACACUGGUGCUGGGCAUCGCAAAUCCAAGCUCGAGGAGAACAAAAGGCCAGAGACCAAAAGGAUGGAGAUGCAGAAGUCGACAUCUGAGAACAGGGCCCUGACAAAACAAGAGCAGCCAAAGAUCGUGGGACACGCUGAUUCAGGGACUCGCAGAUCCAAGUUCCAGGAACAUUUGUAA